This is a messenger RNA of Phytophthora nicotianae INRA-310, 1325 nucleotides long. RefSeq lists its product as hypothetical. The transcript has 2 exons. Bases 46 to 1038 code for a protein of 330 amino acids. The record is from RefSeq and is a predicted model, not a curated record. Lineage: Eukaryota; Oomycota; Peronosporomycetes; Peronosporales; Peronosporaceae.
GGUCAAAACCAUAACGCAGCUCUUCCUGCUCAGGUCUCCUUCUGCAUGCCCGAGACUGCCGAGCCGCCAGCCGCCAUGCCCAGCACUGAAGAGCGCGUCGCUCUCCGCACCUCGGGUCCGAGCAGUAGUUCUCUCACGUCUCCGUCACGCGCGCGGUUGCUGGCCACGGCGGGCGUGGGCAGCGGGCCCGCAGCCCCCGACGAGGCCCACGCUGUUCGACUCAAUGUGCUCAACAGCAGCGUACAGGAAGCCCGAGACGCCCGUAACUCGCGCCUCAUCAUGUGGGCCAUCUCACUGGUCAAUUUGCCGCAGAUCGUGGUGGCUGUCAUCAUCCUGGCGCUGCAUUGGCAGGGCGAGACGCUGUGCUAUCGUAUCCAGGUGUGGGUAUUGCUACACACUAUCCACCUCACGCUCACGUUGCUGCUGGAAUGGACACUCUACUACUUGAAUGGUGUUCGCAGCAACACUGCCAUCAGACUUCGGGAACAGUACAUGGCUCCACUGAGCCAGCUCAAGUACGGGCUGGAUCUGGCUGGUCUCUUCUGGUUCUUGGUGGGUAAUAUGUGGGUCAUCAGCGACGGCGCGCGCUGCGACGACGGGUCGACCAUGUACCAGUUGGCUCUGUGGAUGAUUGUGAUCUCUUAUGCCAAGAUCUUCCUGCCCUGCUUGCUGCUGUUGGCGCUACUGCCGAUCCUCUGCUUCUGUCUACCUUGUGUCAUUCGACUACUGAGUCGAUUACAGGACCCUAUGAGGGGAAAAGGAGCGACCAAGGAGAUGAUCGACCAGUUAGAGACCAAGACGUACACGGCCAAUAUGUUCCCGCCUGAGGACGCGUGCUGCUGUAUCUGUUUGAACGACUACGAGGCGUCACAGUCACUGCGUGUGCUACCGUGUGCACACCAUUUCCACAAAGACUGCGUGGACGAGUGGCUGUUAGUGAACUCUACAUGCCCGACAUGCCGUAAAUCCAUCUUCGACACAGCAAACUCUGGAGGAGCCACAACAACAACCGAGGAAGAUAUACUACGACGGGUGUGAUGGCUGAGGAUGUUUUUAUUCGCCAAGGAGUGAUACUACUCGACUCUCAUAUUUUCAGUUAAUGGUGUUGGUAUUCCUAAGUAGGGCUCGUAUCAUUUUUUUGCGUGCUACUUGUGUGUAGCCAUUUUUUUAUGAGCUUUGUGAUGCUGGAAAUAUUAGCUCUGGCUCAGUCAUUGCCAGCGUCUGCUUGCAUUGCUGCAACAAUUCUGUGAAAAAUAUUCAUACAGCAGAAUAGGUAAAAUUCCUUCUAAGUGAACAAAAAAAAAAAAACUGCGGACCUUCGAGGU